Molecule: messenger RNA, 396 nt
Organism: Chenopodium quinoa (quinoa)
Lineage: Eukaryota; Viridiplantae; Streptophyta; Magnoliopsida; Caryophyllales; Amaranthaceae
Product: ataxin-8-like
Exons: 3
Coding region: 1-396 (131 amino acids)
Source: RefSeq, a predicted model, not a curated record
AUGACACAAGAAGAGAUAUUAAUUCAAGUUUUAGAGCCAAGGUCUGGGUAUGUUCGUGGAAAAGGGACUGCACUACGUGGUUAUUCUAAAGGAAAACAACAAUUGGAACAAAGAAGACUUGUUGAGCAACAACAGAAAAUACAAGAACAAGAACAAAGGAUAAAAGAGCUAGAAGAAAGACAUCAAAAGCAACAACAAGAGUUUAAAGACUGUAAACAAAGGCAGCCACAAGAAGUUGAAAAGCGUAAAGCACACCAACAAGCUAUGGAAGAUUUUAAAAGAGAGUUGCUGCAGCAGCUUGCAAACAGAGUGAUGUCUAAAUUAUUAGGAUAUGGAAGUUUUGCUAAGGUGCCUUCAUUGUGGAUGUUGAAAGAAGAUGGGUAUUUUGGGCAUUGA